Molecule: messenger RNA, 2250 nt
Organism: Mesitornis unicolor (brown roatelo)
Lineage: Eukaryota; Metazoa; Chordata; Aves; Mesitornithiformes; Mesitornithidae
Gene: RFWD3
Product: ring finger and WD repeat domain 3
Biological process (GO): double-strand break repair via homologous recombination; interstrand cross-link repair; protein ubiquitination
Cellular component (GO): site of double-strand break; nucleus
Molecular function (GO): protein binding; ubiquitin protein ligase activity
Source: RefSeq, a predicted model, not a curated record
AUGUCUCAAGAAGAGAUGGAAGUUGAUCCCCAACCAGUGGCUGAUCACGCUGUAGAGAACCUCGGGACGCUUCCCACAGAGCCCUCUGGUCACGCAGCGCUGUUGUCUCAUACUCCGGUGCUCGGUGAAGGAGGAAGCAAUGACGCUGUUGUCAUACCCAGCGCUGGUACAACACGGGAAGCAGCUGCUGAGCCUGACCAGCAGCAGGGUCCUGCCUCGGCUCUCGGUGGACUACAGAGGCUACAAGGGGCAUCUGAUCCUUCUCGGCUGUUGCCUGUGUCGCAGGUCACGCAGCGGCCGCGAGCGAGGAGAGCUCGCCGGCAACAGAGAAUUGGUGGCUCCCAGAGGACAGUUGGUGCCAGGGCAGCACUGGACAGUUACUUUCAACACAGCAGGACCCAAGAGCCAGCUACAGGACCAACCCCACAUCUGGAGCCCUCUCGCACUGCAAGGGACAACCAGGAGCACAGCUUAGAUGCAGUAAUAGAAGUGAGUGACUCUGACAGCAGCACCUCUGAGGAGGAGGAGGAAGCUGUGGAGGCUGCAGCGCCGCUGUUACCGUCGGCUCAGGAGACACCUCCAGCAGGUAACUCAGGAGUUUCCAGUCAGGUCCAAGCAGAGCCACCUCAAGCUUUAUCUCAAGCUUUAUCUCAAGCUUCCGCAGAACAUGAAAGUUGUGAAGGUAAAGAGGCAAAAGUCCAACAAAAGCAGAGAACUCCACUGAAGACACUGGAACCAGCAGUACCUGCUGCUCCACAGGAUGAGGAGGAAGGGGAUACCUGUGCAAUCUGCUUUGAGCAGUGGACCAAUGCUGGGGACCACCGACUCUCAGCAUUGCGGUGUGGGCACCUAUUUGGUUACACCUGCAUUGACAGAUGGCUCAAGGGACAGGCAGCGAAGUGCCCCCAGUGCAAUAAGAAAGCGAAACGUUCCGACAUCGUGAUCCUGUAUGCUCGUACUUUGAAAGCGCUGGAUACCAGUGAACAGGAACGCAUGAAAAGCUUUUUCGAAAAGGAGCAGAUGUUGCGGAGGCAGGCAGAGCUGGAAUCUGCACGGAGCCAGCUCCAGUUGCAGGUGUUGACAGAUGAAUGCAGCAAACUCCGCAAGCAAGUUCAGGAAUUGAAGGCUCUGGUGGCCCAGCAAAAUGCGAAUGCUGCUCAGCAACCUGGCAGCUCCCACACCUGCCCCUCAGGCAGCCUCCCCUCCAGCCAGAGCCAGUGCAAGUACCACUUGGAAAAGGUUUUUAUGGUGUCUCAGACUGGGAGCUGCAGAGUAAUGGCAUACUGUGACUCACUGAGUUGUCUCGUGGUAUCGCAGCCUUCUCCACAGUCUACUUUUAUUCCUGGUUGUGGUGUUAAGAUGAUAAGCAUGGCCAACCUGAAGAGCACUCAGUACAUCCCCAUCCACAGUAAACAGAUCCGAGGACUGGCUUUCAGCAGUCGAGCAGAUGGCUUGCUCCUCUCUGCUGCCCUGGACAACACUCUCAAACUGACCAGCUUGGCAACAAAUACCGUGGUGCAGACGUACAAUACUGGCCGUCCUGUCUGGAGCUGCUGCUGGUGUCUCGAUGAUACGAACUACAUCUAUGCUGGGUUGAUCAAUGGCUCCAUCAUGAUCUAUGAUUUGAGAGACACAAACUCUCAUGUCCAGGAACUAGUCCCUCAGAAGUCCAGGUGCCCCAUGGUGUCACUGUCCUAUCUGCCCCGGAUGGCCUCAGCAUCACUGCCUUAUGGUGGAAUAUUAGCUGGGACCUUGGAAGGAGCCUGCUUUUGGGAACAGAAAGCUGGCAACUCUUACCGGCCUCAUCACCUGCCACUGGAGCCUGGAGGAUGCAUUGAUCUUCAGACAGAGAUCAGCACACGGCACUGCCUCGCGACCUACAGGCCCAGUAAAAAUAACCCGUAUGUGCGUUGUGUGAUGAUGGAACUGACCUGCAGUCCGCUGACAGAGGCCUCUGAGGAUGUGGUGUGUUCUUCUCACCCAGUUCAGACAUUUACCGCUGGGCCCACCUGCAAGUUGCUGACCAAGAAUGCCAUUUUUCAGAGCCCGAAGGAGGAUGGCAGUGUCUUUGUGUGUGCUGGUGAUGAGGCGUCUAAUUCUGCCCUGCUAUGGGAUGCUGGCAGUGGCUCCUUGCUGCAGAAGCUGCAGGCUGACCUGCCUGUGCUGAAUAUCUGCCCCUUGGAAGUGAACCAGACCCGCUUCCUGGCUACGCUGACCGAGAAGAUGGUGAAGAUCUACAAGUGGCAGUGA